This is a messenger RNA of Nezara viridula (southern green stink bug), 1648 nucleotides long. The record is from the annotation of a GenBank genome assembly. Lineage: Eukaryota; Metazoa; Arthropoda; Insecta; Hemiptera; Pentatomidae.
AUGAUGCAGGUUUCGUCUAAAUUAAAGAUAGUUCUGAUUGACAUAUCCUUACCUCUCUCCUUUGUUAGGAGAUACAAUGUUGAUAGAAAAGUCAUUUUUAAAAGAGAAAUGGCUUCAAGUCUUUCGAAUUUUGAAGAAUCACUUUUAAAACUGAAAAGAGUCUACAGAAAACUAGAGGAGGUUACAGUCCGUUUUGGUGAAGGCGUGAAAUAUGCAUACAUAAAAAAUAAAGGGAAAACAUACGAGAAGAUUUAUAAAAAGGGAAUCACGGGAUGGAUCCCAACGGACUGGAAGCCGGAGCCUGAGGUGGUGAGGAAACCUCUGGAGCCAGAACUACAGGCCUGGGCGACACACAUGCACUCGCUGUGGCUGCUGCUGGGGAGGGAGACCGCAGAAGACAUCGCCCUAGACCACUCCAUCAUCCCCCUCCCUAGAGGGUUCAUUGUGUCCUCCCCAAAUCAUCACGAAAUAAAUUAUUGGGAUUCAUACUGGAUUGUCAAAGGCCUUUUGGCAAGUGAAAUGCAUCAAACAGCGGCAGGUAUCAUCGAAAAUUUGUGCCAUCUGAUUGAAAAGUUUGGGUAUGUUCCGAAAGCUGGAAGAUACUAUUUCCGAGGUCGGAGUAGUCCACCAUUACUUGCUGCCAUGUUGGAUUCGUACCUUGCAGCGACACAAGAUAUGGAUUUCAUAAAAUCAAAAAUCAAAUUUGUCGAAGAAGAAUUGAAAUACUGGAGGGAAAAAAGAACAGUAGUAUUGAGAAAGGAAAAUUAUGAGCACGUACUCUACCUCUACCAUGCUGAAAGCGUGUUUCCUAGAGUUGAAAGUUAUGUGGAUGACAACAUGAUGCUAAAGUGGAUUGAUCCAAAGGAGCAUAGUGAAUAUCUGAUGGCCUUGAACAGUUCUUGUGAGUCGGCUUGGCCCAUAUCUUCUCGCUGGUGUAACGAUGAGAGUAUAUCAAAGGGAAACCUGAUGCCUUCCAAUACACAUCACAUUGUCCCGGUAGAUCUUAAUGCAUACAUUCAUAAUGCCUACAACCUACUAAGGAAAUGGUUCAGAAAACUCGGAAACCAGCCUAAAGCAAAUCAUUAUAAAAUACUGUCCAAGGAUCUCCUCGUCUCUAUUGAAAUGGUUUUGUGGAAUGAAGAAGAACAAGUUUGGUUAGAUUAUGAUUUAGAACACGAGAAAUCGAGGAAAUACUUUCACAUAUCCAAUCUGGCUCCUUUGUGGUCAAGAUCAUAUUCAAAAGGGAAGGUUCAGAUGACAAAAGCUGUACUGGAAUAUAUUUAUUCUAACAAAAUUGACCAAUAUAAAGGUGGAGUUCCUGUAACGAAAAGACAAACUGGUGCACCUUGGGACUUUCCGAAUAGCAACCCAGGACUUCAUGCCUUACUCGCUGAUGGCCUCAGGGAACUAGGGACUCCAGGUGGAAAGUCCGAGGCAGUGGUUUUUGCUCAGAAACUCCUCAGAUCUAUAUAUACUGGGUAUUUGGAUAACGGUGUCGUUUAUGAAAUGUACAAUUGUCUUGACCUUGGGUUGCCUGGAAACAUCACAAACAGAAAUGGCAUUUAUGGACCAACAAUCGGGGUGACAUUGUAUCUCCUUGACCGAUGGUAUAAGGUCAUCAGGUUCCACGAUGAAUGUUGUAAGUAGA